Messenger RNA from Osmerus eperlanus (European smelt), 2579 nucleotides. Its product is annotated as tyrosine-protein kinase JAK1-like. Lineage: Eukaryota; Metazoa; Chordata; Actinopteri; Osmeriformes; Osmeridae. The record is from RefSeq and is a predicted model, not a curated record. Gene Ontology annotation, molecular function: ATP binding; growth hormone receptor binding; non-membrane spanning protein tyrosine kinase activity. Gene Ontology annotation, cellular component: membrane; cytosol; cytoskeleton. Gene Ontology annotation, biological process: intracellular signal transduction; growth hormone receptor signaling pathway via JAK-STAT; cell differentiation.
CAGCGCUGGAUGUUACACUAUUUUCGGGAAUGGGACGUUACUUGACAGGAAGAGUUAGAAGAUUGUGGCUCCGCUCUCAACUCUAAACACCGAAACAAGGUGGUCGGAUUAGCUCUAAAAGCAGUGUUUUGGAGUUACAAUAUAGUUAGCUAUAGGUAUAUUUUAAAUACAACAAUAAUUCACAAUCAUUAGCUGAGCAGGACCGAGAGUUCUGUUCUGGAUCUAAUGAACAAAACGAAACGGAAGUAAUUCGCCAGCAGCCUGGCUUGAUAGUAGGGUCUUGAUGCCAAGUCUUGGUUUGAUGGAGCUUAGCAGGCAGCUGUGUGGGAAGAUGAGGAGGAGGAGGGCUGAGGUUCCUGACAGCACCCCCCUGCGGGGCCUGGAGAUCCACUUCUACCUGCUCGACAUCCACCAGCUGGUGCACUUCAAAGACUGCCACACUACAGAGGAGCUGUGCGAGGAGGCCGCCAAGCGAUGCAACAUCUCUCCCCUGUGCCACAACCUGUUUGCCCUGUACGAGGAGAGCAGAGACCUGUGGUACCCCCCCAAUCACACCUUCAAGAUCAGCGAGGACACCAGCAUCAAGCUGCACUACCGCAUCCGGUUCUACUUCUCCAACUGGCACGGCACCAGCGAGGGAGAGUCUCCUGUGUGGAGGCACUGCAUCAGCAAGCUGAAGGGAAACCUUAGCCCCCAGAAGCCCCCCGAGGGGACCCCCCUCCUGGACGCCGCCUCCCUCAACUACCUGUUCGCUCAGGGCCAGUAUGACUUCCUGAAGGGGCUGGCUCCUGUGCGGAGCCCCCAGAGUGAGGCGGAGGUUCAUGAGAUUGAGAACGAGUGUCUGGGGAUGGCUGUGCUGGCUAUUACUCACCACGCCAUGACGAAGGACAUCCCCCUGCCCACCGCCUCGGCCGAGAUCAGCUACAAGCGCUUCAUCCCAGAGGCCCUGAACCGCAACAUCAAACAGCGCAACAUCCUGACGCGCAUCCGCAUCAACAACGUCUUCAAGAACUUCCUCAACGAGUUCAACCAGCGCACGGUGAAGGACAGCAACAUCACGCUGUACGACCUGAAGAUCAAGUACCUGUCCACGCUGGAAGGCCUGGCCCGGGGCCUGGGCAGCGAGCAGCUGGAGCCUGUGUCCACGCGAGUCUCCCCGGAGGGGGAGGCCAACGGGCAUGGCCCCGCGGCAGGGAGCCCUGCGGCAGGAAGCCCUGCGGCAGGGGGCCCCACCCAGAUCCUGGUCACCGGGACAACAGGCAUCUCCUGGAGGAGGAAGCCCCCGCAUGACGCCCUGAUGGUGAAAGAGAAGAGCAAGUCGAAGAAGAGCCAAGCGGACGCCAAGCAGAACAACAACAAGAAGAAGGAUCCCGCCGAUGGCUGGGUUACCUUCUGUGACUUCCACGAGAUCACACACAUCGUCAUCAAGGAGGCCACUGUCACCAUCUUCAAACAGGACAACAAGAAGAUGGAGGUGGAGCUGCGUUUCCGGGCCGAGGCACUGGCCUUCGCAGCCCUGGUGGACGGAUACUUCCGCCUGACGGUGGACGCUCAUCAUUACCUGUGCACCGAGGUGGCGCCGGCGUCCGUGGUCCAGAACCUCCAGAACGGCUGUCAUGGACCCAUUAGUACAGAGUAUGCCAUCCGUAAGCUUCACCUGGAGGGAGAUGAGGAGGCGUAUGUGCUGCGCUGGAGCUGCACCGACUACAACUACAUCAUCAUGACCGUGGUGUGCAGCGAGAUGGAUGUGAGAGAGUCUCGUCAGGUGCGUCAGUAUAAGAACUUCCAGGUGGAGGUGAGCCCUGAGGGGUAUCGUCUGUACGGGACCGACACCCUGCGGUCCACCCUGCGGACUCUGCUGGACCACCUGGCUGGACAGAACCUGCGCACGGACACCAUGCGCUUCCAGCUGCAUCGCUGCUGCCCUCCUCAGCCCCGAGAGGUGUCAAACCUGCUGGUGGUGACUAAGGACAGAGCGCUGGUACCUCAGACUCACAUGCAGGAGAGCCAACUCAGCUUCCACAGGAUCCUGAAGGAGGAGAUCACACAGGGGGAGCACCUGGGCCGGGGCACGCGCACCAACAUCUUUGCGGGGACGCUGCGCGUGAAGAGCGAGGAGGACGAGGACGACGGCUACUGCUCCUUCCAGGAGGUGAAGGUGGUGCUGAAGGUGCUGGGGUCCGGCCACAGAGACAUCUCCCUGGCCUUCUUUGAGACCGCUAGUAUGAUGCGUCAGGUUUCUCACAAGCACAUCGCCCUGCUGUACGGUGUCUGCGUACGUCACCUGGAGAAUAUCAUGGUGGAGGAGUUUGUUCAGCUGGGGCCUCUGGACGUGUUCAUGAGGACCCGAGACAGAUGCAGCCCCCUCAGUACUCCCUGGAAGUUCCAGGUGGCUACACAGCUAGCCAGCGCUCUCAGCUACCUGGAGGAUAAGAAGCUGGUUCAUGGCUUUGUGUGCACCAAGAACAUCCUACUGGCUCGAGAUGGUGUGGAGAGUAAGGAAGGGCCCUUCAUCAAGCUGAGCGAUCCUGGCAUCCCUAUCACCGUGCUCAGCAGAGAAGGUACACACACACACCUAC